Molecule: messenger RNA, 1683 nt
Organism: Sciurus carolinensis (gray squirrel)
Lineage: Eukaryota; Metazoa; Chordata; Mammalia; Rodentia; Sciuridae
Gene: Garin4
Product: golgi associated RAB2 interactor family member 4
Exons: 1
Coding region: 1-1683 (560 amino acids)
Cellular component (GO): nucleus
Source: RefSeq, a predicted model, not a curated record
AUGGCCGUGAACAGUGAGUGUCUAUUACCAUACUACACUGCCCAAAGUGGCUCUGGGGUGGGCAUGUUCAAUACCACCAUGGGGAAGCUGCAGCGGCAGCUGUACAAGGGAGAGUAUGAUAUAUUCAAGUAUGCACCGAUAUUUGAGAGCGACUUUAUCCAGAUCACCAAAAGGGGGGAAGUGAUUGAUGUGCACAACCGUGUCCGGAUGGUGACCGUGGGCAUUGCUUGCACUAGCCCCAUUCUCCCACUCCCUGACGUCAUGCUGCUGGCCCGACCAGCUGCUGGAAACGAAGGGGUCUCUGGACGAACCAAGGGAAGAAGUCGCAAGUCUGCAAAGACCCUGGAGCUCACCAGACUCCUUCCCUUGAAGUUUGUAAGAAUCUCUGUUCAUGACCGUGAGAAACAACAGCUGCGCCUGAAAUUUGCCACUGGCCGUUCUUGCUACCUGCAGCUGUGCCCCCCUCUCGAAGGCCGGGAAGACCUCUUUGCCUAUUGGGAAAAACUAAUCUACCUCUUGCGACCACCAGUGGACAGUAACAGCAGUACCUACGCAAUCCCAGCCGGGGACAUGAUAUGCAUGCCUGUGUUUGAGGAGGAGGACAAGACGAGCCUGGCGGCUGUGGAUUUACAUGCUAAAGGGGAUCAAGACCAGGUUAGCAUUAGGAGCCUCCACAUGGUGUCUGACGUGUGUGGGGCCACCUCUGCUGCUUUUGUUGGCGGGGAGGGAAUCCAGCCUGACUCCCACAGAUCCACAUCCUUGACUGAGGUAGCCUCCCUAAGAACAAAAUCUAAAGAACUUGCCAGAGAGUCAGCAACAGAGGUAGCAGCAGGCUCUCGACCAGCAAGUGGAGGCAAAGGGGAAGGGGACCUGAAAGGUGCAGGAGAAAACAAAACCCACGUGGCCACUACAGGUUCUGCCAAGGUGUCCCCUAAGAGCAUUAAGGUAGCCUCAGCGGCAAACAAGCCCUUGGAAGGUAUUUCCAGUACAUCCUCUAGCCUCUCCCCAGAGGGCAUCAUGAACACGGGGGUAGAACCUGCUAGGAAGACUGUUGGAGAACCAGACAAGAAUUCAGCAGGGGAACCUUUCACCUCAACCCCCCUGAGUGACAAGGGUGGGUCGGCUAAACGGCAUCAAGUCUCCCACAGCAGAACAGAAGUCCACAAGGAGAGGAGGGAAAGAAGGGAGAGGAGAGAAAAGGACAGAACUGUGAGUAGGGGUACCCAUCACCACAGGACGAGUGAAAGUCGUCGCAAGACGGGGGACAAAGUCUCCCGGAAGUCACCUGGCCACAGAACGAUUAGAGAGGAUAAAAAGGGAAAAGGUCGCAGCAGCCCCGGGGGCAGUAGGCACAGCAGUGCCCACAAAGGCAUCAGUCGCACCCCCAUCACCAAGGAGUCCAGGAGCUCCCACAAGUCCGGGAGGAGCUUAUCAACAACGAGUUCCGGUUCAGCCAACAAGAGACUCGGCAGGAUCAGCUCUUUCUUGAAGACCGUCAAAGCCAACCUUACCACUAAAGGGGUGGCCUCAGUGCGCGGCAGAGAUGUGGACAUCAUGACUAAGAGAGAGGAGACGACCACCAUGGAGGCCAUCAUGGAGACAGCAGAGAGUGGCCAGGGACUGGACAUCACUGGUUCUCUGACAUCCGAGGUCAUGGAGACGGUGACCUUUGAAACCCAUUAA